GUUUUUUGCACCUGCCACGAUUCCAGAGAUUUAGGAGGACAAGAAGUCCGUGUUGCUGUCCAGGAACUGCAAGAGAUUUCUCCACAGACAUGGCGUUUGCUUUUCUUCGGAACACGAAAGUGGUGGCCGUGAGUGCCGUAGGAACAGUGGCCGGACUCGCGAUGAUUCUCAAGGAUUAUAUGCAGGGCGGCACAUUCAAAAAUCCAAUCAUGGCAGAGGGAAAAGUAGUUGUAAUAACAGGAGCGAACACCGGAAUUGGGAAGGAGACUGCCAGGGAAUUGGCCAGGAGGAAGGCUCACGUCUAUAUGGUGUGCCGUGACAUGGAGAAGUGUGAAGAGGCCCGGACAGAGAUUGUCCUAGAUUCAAAGAACAAAUACGUUUACUGUCGGGAAUGUGAUUUGUCCUCCUUCGACUCCAUCAGGAAGUUCGUCAUCAAUUUCCAGCACGAGAGGGACAGACUUGACAUCCUCAUCAACAAUGCCGGAGUUAUGAGAUGUCCUCGAUCCGUGACGAAAGAGGGAAUUGAGAUGCAACUCGGAGUGAAUCAUAUGGGGCACUUUCUGCUGACAAACCUUCUCCUGGAUACCCUCAAAGCCUCUGCUCCCAGUCGAAUUGUUGUGGUGUCGAGCCUAGCUCAUGUUCGCGGGGAAAUUAACAUCACAGACCUCAACAGUGAGAAGAACUACGAACGUGGAAAGGCCUACAACCAGAGUAAAUUGGCCAAUGUUCUCUUCACGCGCGAGCUGGCUAAGAAGCUGCAAGGAACUGGAGUCACGGUGAACGCUCUGCAUCCGGGCGUUGUGAAUACGGAUCUCAUGCGACACAUGAGCAUCUUUACCAGCUUCUUUUCUGGGCUGAUUGUGAAGCCUUUGAUGUGGCCUUUCUUCAAGACACCGCUAGCUGGUGCACAGACAACACUGUACUGUGCCCUGGAUCCUGAUCUGGACGGUGUUACUGGACAGUACUUCAGCGAUUGCGCUGCCAAAGAGGUAGCGGAAGCGGCCAAGGAUGAUAAUGUGGCCAAGUGGCUGUGGUCAGUGAGCGAGAAGUGGACGGGAUUGGACCACAAGGCGCCCAAUGUUUGAGCUUCAUGAUUGACUUCGACACCCUGGACAUAAAGAUCGUCAACGAGAAGGGUGAGGAUAUCUUCAAGAAGGCAUACAAGGAGAUGGGGAUCGAAGACGUAGAUUUGCAUGAU
Phlebotomus argentipes is the source of this 1198-nucleotide messenger RNA. RefSeq names its product retinol dehydrogenase 13-like. The transcript is spliced from 4 exons. The record is from RefSeq and is a predicted model, not a curated record. NCBI's taxonomy places the organism in Eukaryota, Metazoa, Arthropoda, Insecta, Diptera, Psychodidae. Bases 90 to 1085 code for a protein of 331 amino acids.